Cavia porcellus (domestic guinea pig) is the source of this 5207-nucleotide messenger RNA. Its product is annotated as cytochrome P450 1B1. The coding region runs from base 353 to 1975 and encodes 540 amino acids. Gene Ontology annotation, molecular function: heme binding; steroid 17-alpha-monooxygenase activity; iron ion binding. Lineage: Eukaryota; Metazoa; Chordata; Mammalia; Rodentia; Caviidae. Gene Ontology annotation, biological process: hormone biosynthetic process; progesterone metabolic process. The record is from RefSeq and is a predicted model, not a curated record. The transcript is spliced from 3 exons.
UUCGGAGAGGGCGCAAACCCCAGCCAUGAGACGCAGGAAGGCUAGGAACUGACUGCACUCCUCGAUCCCGCAUCACAAUCCCAACGCCCGGAGAAAAUCUUAGCUUUGCCCGAGCCCCAGGUACCACUGGGCUCAGCAAAGGAGGUACCUUUCUCCGUUCCCCUCCCAGUCCUAGCACUCUUGGUUCUGAAGACGCCAAGAGACUUGCGUGGGUGCUGCAGUCCCUAAGAGCGGGCAGCAGGUGUCCAGGGAGGGCCUCCAGGUUCCCGCCGACCCUCGGGCUCAGCACAGGCCCCGACCCCUCCUCGGAGCCCGCUGUUCCGCGCCGCUGGAGACCGCGCCUCCCCGCAGCAUGGCCCUCAGCGCAGACGACCCGCUGCAGCCGAGCCUGCUGUCCACCCAGCAGACCACGCUCCUGCUGCUCCUCUCCUUGUUGGCCGCCGUGCACGUGGGUCAGUGGCUGCUGAGGCAGCGGCGGCAGCCCUGGUCCUCGCCCCCGGGCCCCUUCCCUUGGCCGCUGAUCGGAAAUGUGUCAGCGGUGGGCCCGGCGACGCACCUGUCCUUCGCGCGCUUGGCGCGACGCUAUGGCGAUGUCUUCCAGAUCCGCUUGGGCAGCUGUCCCGUGGUGGUGCUGAACAGCGAAAGCGCCAUUCACCAGGCCCUGGUGCAGCAGGGCGCCACCUUUGCUGACCGGCCAAACUUCGCAUCCUUUCGCGUGGUGUCUGGUGGCCGCAGCGUGGCUUUCGGUCCUUACUCGGAGGCCUGGAAGGCGCAGCGGCGCGCAGCUUUCAGCAUCAUGCGCGCCUUCUCCACGCGCCAGCCGCGCAGCCGCCGCAUCCUUGAGGGCCACGUGCUGGGCGAAGCGCGCGAGUUGGUGGCGAUUCUGGUGCGCGGCAGCGCGGGGGGAACCUGCCUCGACCCGAUGCAGCCGAUCAUCGUGGCGGUGGCCAACGUCAUGAGCGCGGUGUGCUUCGGCUGCCGCUACAACCACGGAGACGCCGAGUUCCAGGAGCUGCUGAGUCACAACGAGGAAUUCGGGCGCACCGUGGGCGCGGGCAGCUUGGUGGACGUGAUGCCCUGGCUGCAGCUCUUCCCCAACCCGGUGCGCACCACCUUCCGCGAGUUCCAGCAGCUCAACCGCGCUUUCAGCAACUUCGUCUUUGACAAGUUCCUGAGGCACCGCGAAACCCUGCGACCUGGGGCCGCGCCCCGCGACAUGAUGGACGCCUUCAUCCUCUCCGCCGAAAGAAAGGCAGCCGGGGACUCCGGAGGGGUCGGCGCACAGCUGGACAUGGAGAACGUGCCGGCCGCCGUCUCCGAUAUUUUCGGCGCCAGCCAGGACACGCUGUCCACCGCUCUGCUGUGGCUGCUCAUCCUCUUCACCAGAUACCCUGACGUCCAGGCUCGCGUGCAGGCUGAAUUGGAUCAGGUUGUAGGAAGAGACCGACUUCCCUGUAUGAAUGACCAACCCAACCUACCGUAUGUGAUGGCCUUUCUUUAUGAAGCCAUGCGAUUCUCCAGCUUUCUGCCUGUUACUAUUCCGCAUGCCACUACUGACAAUGCCUUUGUCUUGGGUUACUACAUCCCUAAGAACACGGUGAUUUUUGUCAACCAGUGGUCUGUGAAUCAUGACCCAGUAAAGUGGCAUAACCCAGAGGACUUCGAUCCAGCCCGAUUCUUGGACAAGGAUGGCUUCAUCAACAAGGAUCUGGCAAGUAGUGUGAUGAUUUUUUCAGUGGGCAAACGACGGUGCAUUGGGGAAGAGUUGUCCAAGAUGCUGAUGUUUCUCUUCAUUUCCAUCCUAGCUCAUCAGUGCAAUUUCAAGGUCAACCAAAAUGAGCCCUCAAAAAUGAGUUUCAGUUAUGGCCUGACCAUUAAGCCCAAGUCCUUUAAAAUCCACGUUUCCCUCAGAGAGUCCAUGGAGCUCCUUGAUAGUGCUGUCCAAAAGUUGCAAGAUGAGGAUGCUUGCCAGUGAGAAGCCAGGGGCAAGCUGAUAUUUUAGAAGUGCUCCAGUCUUGGAGAACAGGAAGGAAAACUAGAAUCAUUUUAGUUCCUCUUUUAUGCCACUAUUUAAUCAGCCUCUGUGGUGGCCGUGCACUAACUGGCUUGCAGAUGAGACCUGUUCCAUACUGAGUGGCUCCUCAUAAGCCAUGGACUAUGUCAAAGCUUUGGAAGACUUUUUGAGUCAAAGAAUAGAGAGAGCCCAUGGAAUUUUUGUAUACUACUAGAUUAUUGGUGAUAGUUUCUUAAGAAGCAUUCUUUGGAAUUAAAUUUCACCGCCACUACCAACAUGCAUAUACAACUAUCUAAUGAAGGAGUUUUUCAGUAACUAUGACUUUUUAGGUGAAUCUAAGAUUAAGUUUCUAUGUGCAGAAAUAUAUUCCAUAGAAAAUAGUAUUGAGCAACAUUUCAGAAUAUAUUGAAAAUGCAAAGGCAAGUAGUUUCAAUGUAAGAUGUGAUUGGGGGUGAUAAAGGAAAAGGUUAGGGACCAAGAAUUACCUUCUCACCUUUUCAGUAAAAUAGCUUAGCUAGAUUGUAGCUAUUUGGGUGGAUUUAUCUUUUUUCCACUGAUGUGCUUUCCCUACUUUAGCAUGAAUCAAAAAGUCAGUUUCUUUAAAAAAAAUGUUACUAGUCAAUAUAAUAAUUGUAAGUUUCAGACAUUAUGAAUUUUAAAGUGUGUCACUUUGGUAAUCAGUAGAGAGUUUCAGAGGUUCGUCAUGAAUUUUAGAGUGUCAGUAGUUAAACUGUAAAACUUCAAUCUGAAAUUGUACUUCUCUUGGUUGCCAAAGUAUAGUAUUUCAAUUAUGAGGAAAAAAAAAAAAGACUUUCCAGUCUAGCUUUGAUAUAUGCUUAUUUGUACUUAUUUCAGUAAGUCUCAUGGGUUUAAAAAACCCAUGUCACCAAAUAGUAUUAAGUAUAUAUUAUAUACAUAUAUGUUACAAUGUAGUAUGUUAGUAUCAAUUACUUUCAUUAGGAAAAGCUUCAAUAACAUAUGUCUUGAAAAAUAUUAUAAAUCAAAAAGUAGAACCAGUCCAAUGAAGUAUAGUCCAAAUACAUUAAAUGAACCUUAUUUUUGACAUGAAAACCAAACCAAAGCAAGAGAUCUUUCCUUAUCCAAGUUUUGAACAAUAGACAAAUCUCAAAAUUAUGAGUUAAAUGUUCUUGUUUAAAUUAAAAUUAUAUUUAUAAUACAAAUUCUCCUUUUGUGAUUGGCCCAUUAAUAUGUUCAAAUUCCAAGCUCUUGCAUGCUUAAAUUUAAAUUUAAUUUAAAAUCCAAUCUGAUUAUUGUGUGCCAGUUGAAGCCGGCAGAAAUCUGACCAAUGUCCUGUAGAAGGCGAGAUAUCCAACCUGGCAAUAGUAAAAACGCCACGUAUGUCCAGCUUUUCUUUUCGCUGAGUGAUACUGGGGUGUGGACUCUAGUUAAAACUGACUGGUUUCUCUUUUAAAUGAUUAAUGAAAGUUCAGCAUUAAGGUCUAUUUUUAAAUGUCAGAAUCAAAAGCUCCUUUGGGAGGUUGUUUUGCAAACAGGGUUGUAAGACAGUGGACUGGGCCAAUUAGGCACUAUUUAUGAGCCAUUAGUUUGGUAGUUCAGAAAUAAAGCUGGAACAAAUGUGUGUAUCUGGAUUAUAGAAAUAACCUGAAAACUUUUUAGAAAAGUGAUGAAACAGUGCAAAAAUACAAAGGGAGGUUCCAUAUUUUUAUUUUCAUUGCAACCUAGCUGCCAAAAGAAGUCCUACAGGACACGGUUUGCUGUUUUAUGAAGCUAUUUGGAAUUUCUGUAUCAAUAUUACCAAGGAAGAAGUGAACGAUGGUUUUGUAUGUGGGUGGUCAGAAGAAAGAAGGGCAGAGCGAAAAGGAAGACAGAUGAGUAAAUAUUUUCCUACCCAUUCCAAAUUAACCAAAGCACUAAAUUUGAAGCAGACAUAUUUAGAAAAAAGUUGUUUGAUGUGCCAGGGUUGAAUCUCAAAUAAAUUUCUAGAAAUCCUCAACCCAGCAGGACUGUUCCGUAGUUUGGAAUAUUGAGUUAAUAAACAUUUCAUAUAAUUUUAUUUUUUAUGUUUCAUAGUUUUACCUCCUCAAUAUGAAAACUUUUGCCAGUAUUUUUGAAGACAUUAAAAUCAACUAUAGAAACAAGGCUUAGCCAAUGUAUAUACAUUUUUUUAGGCACUGGGUAGUCCAAAAUACUAUGGCUUACAGUGAUGUGGGGCUCCUGUAGCCUAUUUACUCUGAGAUAUGUGUAACAGCAAAAAUAAUCAAUUACCAAUCCAGAUGCCUCAUUAAUCAACAAGUUCAGAUGGGCUAUAAUCUGUUUUGAUGGAUAUAGGCUUGACUGUCAUCUGAUGUCUGAGGCAAAGAGAAAUCUGUGAUUAGAUAGAAGUAGGUGGGUGCGUGGAGGUUGCUUGGUUUACUGAAUAUAUUUAUCAGUCAAAGGAAGAAAAAUAAAACCAAAUAUGAAAAAAACAGCAACAAAAUUUUAGGCCACAGUAAUUGGAUUACUGGUUUAAUCAGCAAUCCUCAUUUAUUUUUCUCCUAGAGAUAGACUGUAUUUUCUGAUUGCUAUUAAAGUCAGAACGUCUUCUUCAUGUUAUCACAAAGUAUAUACAACAUCACAAAGUUAUUACAACAUCAUUUAUAUUUUAAGACUUUGACUGUUUAAGAAAAGUGCCUUUUUUCUAAAAUAAGAAGAUAUCUCAGGUGUGUUUUGUGGAUUAUCUUAAAGCUUUCAUGUCCCAGAACUUAGCCUUUACCUGUGAAAUGCUUCUACACCUGUUCCUCAUACUAGAUCUAUAUUAGAUCAAAUAGUUGCCUAACAGUAUGUUUUUAGCUGUGAAACAACUUUGUGGUUAAAAAGAUUUUAGUAGAUGAUUGUAAUUCAAGAAUAACUUUUUAUUUAACCAUUUAUUAUUUUUGUACUUUGUCAUGUAUACUUUUAGCAUGUAUGGUAGCAGUUAUAUGUACAUGGUUGUAACCAAAAUAGGUUUUGAGGCAACAAAAUGUAUCUGUUUGAUAUAUCAAAUUUCAAAAAAAUCUGUAUCUGUGUUUAUGUAUAAUGGGACACUAUUACAAAAACAAUAAAGUCACAUUUAUAAUUUUAUGAAGUUUCAUUUUACAUUGUAACAAAUAUAGUCUAAUGCAUCCAUUUAUUUCUAUUAUUACUGUGCAUUCUUGAACUAAAAUAUAGCAUAAUAAAUUGAUUGCUAUUUUAA